Molecule: messenger RNA, 732 nt
Organism: Toxorhynchites rutilus septentrionalis
Lineage: Eukaryota; Metazoa; Arthropoda; Insecta; Diptera; Culicidae
Exons: 4
Coding region: 213-560 (115 amino acids)
Source: RefSeq, a predicted model, not a curated record
GUGGACCGCAAUGUCAAAAUUGCUGUUCGGCCAUUGCUCGUGAAAAAACAAUUUUGUUUACAAAACAAAUCAUAUCUUUUGGUGUCAAAUGCAUUCGUUGGCAAAAUAGCUGCUCACGCCUUACUGUAGGCAGAUAUCUACAAUCAGCGGUCGAAUUAAAAGCAGUGCAGAAGGAUGUUUUGAGUAUAUUUUACCUUCUAGCCGCGCAAUCAAUGCUUUUCUUUCCAAGCAAGCAGCGUUUUAAUCGGCAAAAGCAUGAAAUAGAAUCGUACGUGGUACGAAUUUAUCGACACAAUCUAAUCAAGGACGGAGGCAUCAUCAAACGGAAACUACGCGAGAAACUUUUCGAAGAGAUAAAACUGCGCCGCAACACUCGUGUCAAAAUGGACGAGUUGGGCUGGGUGCUGAUGAACCACGAUUUGAUAACACGUAAUGAGCCAAUCCAACAGCAUGCCAAUGGUAAUCGAUCAAAUCAUUUUAAAUUCAAUAUGGAGCGGUUGCGAAACCUACUGGAGCAGCACGAACAGAACAAUCACGCUGAGUUGACUUCCAAAAAGUAAAACAAAUUCCUGCGUAUGCUGGAUGCAAUUUUACAAAACGACAAAGUUUUGAAGGAAAUUAAAGAGAUGGUAGUGGCGAAUCGAAUUCUAUCAGAAAUUCGUUAUGUGGCUACGGUGGAACGUAUGCUGAAACACAAUUUGGACCCCUCUUUGCGCUGCUGCUUUGUAUGCC